AUGGGCAAGCGAGCUCUCAGCCCGCUUGCAGACGUUACGGAGGGGCAAGCAACCUCAUUAGGACAGAUGAUCACUGCGGGCGCAUCAAGCAACGGCUCAUCGCGGCGGAGUUCAUUCGUUCAACUGAACAACGGCGCCUCCUCUUCUAGCUCCACGACGCAGUUCCUCCAGCAUUCACGUCGUGGAUCCUUCGUCUCCCGAACGGAAUCGCCAACUCCUGCGCCCGUUCAGUCGAACCUGUCUGCGCCUUUUCACCCGGGUAUCUACCGCCCACCGCAUCUUCGGCAUCGCAAUAGCGGUCACGGGCUGAAAUCGCCUAUUGCACACUACGACCGAGUGCGCACACCUUCUUUGCGCGGACAGACGCGUCCACGAGAGCCCUCUAUCGCCUCUACGCAUCGCUCAUCGAUCAGCGGAAGUCGAGGGCCCAGCACGGUGCCCAUCGCCGAGGACGAGGACGAUGACGUCGGCAACUCUCCUCACGCUGCUUCUACUGCCGCCCCUGGGGUGCAUCGGCCGCCAUCGCGUCAGGGUAGUGAAAAGCUCUCGACCUCAACGUGGUCGCCCACAGGGCCAUCCGCGCUGACGGCCGAGGCCGUCGCCAGGCACCUCAACUCGCAGAUGCCGUCAUCCACCAUCCCCCCGCUCAACCGGACGAUGACUCUCAGCUCGCUGGCCAGCUCGCGCUAUGCGGACGAGCUCGAGGCACAGAUCAAUUCUGCGGCGCAGCAAGCGCUCUACCCGAAUGCUGGCACAGCCGACUGGGGUGCGCGGCCGUCGUUCUAUAAGACGUUCUCUGUUGGGAAUAGCAACAGCGACAAAGACGACAUUGAGCUCUCGGCGGAGGACAUGAUGCGAUCAAGCUUAACGGAUUCUUAUAUUAUGAGCCGGAGGAACAGCACGGCUAGCGGAUAUGGAGGAGGCGAAGGUGUCGUGGAUAUCUUCGAAAUUGGAGAUCGCUUGGGUCCCGGUAUGAAUCAUGACGGACACAUUAUCACCAUUGCGCAGACAUCCUCCGGGUUUGAUGAGCAGGAAGGGGACCUGACGGGAAGCAAGUUGGAGGUGGUCGGCAAGCUAGGGGAAGGAAGCUAUGCUUGCGUUUACCUGGUCAAGGAGGUGUUCGACGAUGAUCAGGACGGAAGCCAGCGCGGGCGGGCAAGUAGCUUGCUGAUCGCAGACGCACUGGUCGAUGCCUCUGCCACUGCCCCGGCGUCAGACGACAACGAGGGUGCUUCUUCAGCUCCCCUCAGUUCUACGCCUAUCGCUGCUCCCAUCUCGCGACUGCCAUCAUUUCACUCGGCUGGCGGCGGAGGUGGCGAGACCGGUGAUGUGACGCUCACCGAGGGGGUAUUCGGCUCGACGCUCAAGGCGGACGAGAGUCCCUUGGCAUCGCGACGAGCGCAGGAGCAGACCGAGGCGAGACGCGGCAGGGAGUUCGCCCUCAAGUGUCUCUGCAAGCGCGAUCUGUCCCCCGAGAUGCUCGAGGUGCAGCGACUGGAGUCAACGGUCCACCAAUCCAUCCCUGCCCAUCCGAAUAUUGUCACUCUCUACCGAACGUACGAGACGCCAGACUGGCUGUUCCUUGUCCUCGAGUACUGCCCCGGCCAAGACCUCUUUUUCUGGCUCGAACAGGCUCAGGACGAGAUGCACACGAGCAGCAGCAGCAGCAGCAACAGUAGCGUCGCGAGCUUCUCCGUGACUGACUUAGAACCAGAGCCCAACACAGCAACGGUGACGGACUCGACGCCGCCGGAUCCGUCUCUGCUCGCAACAACCGCAGGCGUUUCCAUCCUCUCUCGACGCAGGCUUCGGCUCAUCAGCCGCAUGUUCCAGCAAAUGUGCAGCGCUGUGCAGUUCUGCCAUGACCGCGGUAUCAGCCAUCGUGAUCUCAAGCCGGAGAACUUCAUCGUCGAGGACAUGCGCUGGGGCAGUCCGCUGCGCGAUGCGAACAAUAACUUGUCUUCGUCCGUCUCGCUCAAUCACAGCAUUCGUAACAGCGAUGGCAAAGUCAAGGUAAAGCUCACUGACUUUGGCCUGGCAACGGCAGAGGAGCGGUGUGAUGACUUUGAAUGUGGCAGCAAGCCCUACAUGUCGUACGAAUGUCGCAACGAUGUCGAGGCGACAUACGAUCCCAAGAUGGCGGAUGUUUGGUCCCUCGGGAUUGUCCUGCUCAACAUGCUCUUCCACCGCAACCCCUUCAGGGAACCAGCGGUAGAUCGAUGCCCUUCAUUUGCAGCUUUUCGAGAAGAGCCAGUUCGCUUCCUGCGGGAAGCAUUCGACGGGCUCACCGAACGGGCGGCUACCUUCCUGGUACAGCGCAUCUUUUGCGACGUGCAGAUAUCACAACGGGCCACAGCCGCCGAGUUCGGUGCAUGGGCUGCUGACCUCAAUGAGCACAUGGGCUUGGUGGAUAGCACUUGCUCCUCGACACCCUCGCGUGGGGCAUCCAUGGGCAUCACCAACCAAUUGCACCACUCGCGAUCUCAUUCUUCUCUGCUUUCGGCUUCUUCGAGCAUGAUAAUGGUCCAUUCCUUGGUCUCGCCACCGCUCGAGCCAAACAGCGCUGAACCAGGCUGGACGCUGCCUGCGAAAUUGGACGAGCCGCAUGACUCGUCGGCGGAGGAUGAGGAGAUCGUCGAGGUUCUGAUUGGCACUCAAGAUGGUGGGCCACUCAACCCUGGCGGCACAGGCUCAAGCUCUGUUAAGUCGUCGCCUAUCGAGUCGCAUUUCCCUGGUCGCGGGCGUUCGGACACGCGAGAUGAUGCAGAGUCAUCCGAUGAUGAGCACGAGCACGAGCAAGAUCACGGUUUGAACAAACCUGCAUCGCAAGGCCGACGGCGCAAGCGUGGAGCUCGAAAGGGACGGUCCACAAGCAAACAGCAGACGCCCUCCAUCCAAGGUUCGCCACGAGUGGAAGCUGUGAGGAGCGCACCCUCCCUUGAGCAACUCUCUGACAAAGUUCGCGAGUACAAGCGAGAACCGAACGGUCUGAGCCACGAUGACUUGCUCAUGGACCUCGCGGAGGCUUCCCAGAAUCUUGCGCGUGAGAUCAGCAAGGCAACACAGGAGAAACGUGCCGUCGACGUGAAAGUUGCAAGUCUGCCGCAGCGACCGCAGAUGCGACUGGGUCAGGGGCCAAGUGCAGAGCCGUUGCUUCACCAGGGAAGGGGCUCGGCAGAUUACGAGCUGGCUCCUGCCCGGUCGCCAAGGCAUCCUCCAUUGCAGGACUAUGGCCGCACACAUGCGACAUCAUGGCGGGACCUCAAUGAGUCGACCGUCACAAUUUCUUCAUUGGCAAGCGUGUCCACGAUGAACAGUGUGUUAUCUGAUGACGCCAGCAUAUACUCGACUGCAUCUGCACCCGCAGCGUUCGCUCGCCGAUCGUACGAUUCGUUCCGCCAGCAACGGCAGCAGCGUGGCCUCUUUGGUAAGAGCAGCUCCGGCCUGCAGACAAUUAAUGAAAGGGCAAAGAAGGAGCUUGAUGCAAGCUAUCUGGCGGAGAUCUUUGGAGGCUCUCGAGAUGGACCCUCUCGCUCGCAUCAUCACAAUCAACACCGCCGACGCGAGUUGCGCGAAGAGCACUCAUAUCACGGUCGCGAGCGCGACUAUUCGAUGGAUCCCUAUCGCGGGUCUUCGAAGCGAGAUACCCAUCGACACGAAUCUCGCACCCGCGGCAGCAGCUCCCAGGCGUCAGACUCCCCCUCGUCCUCCAAGUAUCUCACACCGCAGAACGACCAACGCUCGAAAACAUCGACUUCAAAUAGUUCCUCCUUCAGCAGCUCCUCGGCGUCGUCGCUGCCUCUGCGGAAAGACGCGUCCAUGGGCUCAGGCAGCCUGAUGGAGGCUAAUGGUGGCGGGAGGAGUAGCAGCAGCGAUGCAACUUCAGGUCAACAGCAGCUUCACCAUGCCAAGGCACAGCACAGCGUUACCGCGGGAUCCCUGAUGGUGAAUGGGGGACGACCUGCUCCGCCCAGCCGAGCAUCUAACUCGAACUCGAACGCUGCGGAUAGCAAGGGAGCAGGCGGCAGCGCCACCGGCGGCAAGGUCUUUUCCAAGUUCUUCCGCAGUGGCAAAAGCUAA
This is a messenger RNA of Tilletiaria anomala UBC 951, 4080 nucleotides long. RefSeq lists its product as uncharacterized. Gene Ontology annotation, molecular function: protein serine/threonine kinase activity; ATP binding. The coding region runs from base 1 to 4080 and encodes 1359 amino acids. The record is from RefSeq and is a predicted model, not a curated record. NCBI's taxonomy places the organism in Eukaryota, Fungi, Basidiomycota, Exobasidiomycetes, Georgefischeriales, Tilletiariaceae. Gene Ontology annotation, biological process: protein phosphorylation; intracellular signal transduction. The transcript is spliced from 2 exons.